AACAAUAACAAAAAAACAUUGAUGUAACUUUUUACUUGUAAAAUUAUACAUGUGUUUUAUAUAAAAGUUCAUAUUCAAUUGUAGUGUAUUGUAUAACUUUUUUUAUACAUAUGUUCUCAAUGAGUUUGUUCGUUGUUGUAUCGUUAUGGAGCUACAAUCAUUAUUAUUAUUGAAAGUUUCAUAUUUUGGAAGGUGACAUAUUUGAUGUCCAAGUAUGAAUUACACAUGGGUGCUACUUUGCGUGGCCCCUAUUUUAACAUGGGACAUUGGCGUCAUGGCCUCAAAAAUAGAACUUGGCGAUGGUCAAAUUAAUCCAUUUGUAGAUUUCCAAUGGAAUAAUCACCCAUAUAGAUUCACAGAGGGAAAAUCUGAUAAAGAAAUUUUAGAUGAUUUACUGCUGGGGACCCGUUACGACAAACGUCUGUUGCCGCCAGUAUCAGGAACGUUGACUGUAAAUGUUAGUGUAUUGUUACUAAGUUUAGCAUCACCAGAUGAAUCUAGUUUGAAAUAUGAAGUAGAAUUUUUAUUACAACAGCAAUGGUUUGAUCCACGAAUACAAUAUCAUAAUGAAUCAAUUUAUGAUUAUUUAAAUGCAAUCCAUCAUCACAAUGAUAUUUGGUUGCCAGAUACAUAUUUUAUAAUGCAUGGUGAUUUUAAAGAUCCAUUAAUACCAGUACAUUUCGCAUUACGAAUUUAUCGUAAUGGUACUGUUAAUUAUUUAAUGCGACGGCAUCUAAUCUUAUCCUGCCAAGGUCGUCUUAAUAUAUUUCCAUUUGAUGAUCCGUUAUGUUCCUUCGCAAUGGAAAGUAUAUCGUAUGAACAAACUGCAAUAACGUACGUAUGGAAAAAUGACGAAGAUACGCUGAGAAAAUCACCGAGUUUAACAACAUUGAAUGCAUAUCUUAUUCACAAUCAAACUACUGAAUGUCCAAUAAAAGCUAGCUGGCGAGGUAAUUAUAGUUGUUUAAAAGUGGAUUUAAUAUUUACUAGAGAUCGAGCAUUUUAUUUUACAACAGUAUUUAUACCUGGUAUUAUAUUAGUGACGUCAUCAUUUAUUACAUUUUGGUUAGAAUGGAAUGCAGUGCCUGCACGAGUUAUGAUUGGUGUAACAACAAUGCUCAAUUUUUUCACAACAUCAAAUGGUUUCCGUUCAACAUUACCAGUAGUCUCAAAUUUAACAGCAAUGAAUGUUUGGGACGGUGUUUGUAUGUGUUUUAUUUACGCAUCGUUAUUAGAAUUUGUUUGUGUCAACUAUGUGGGUCGUAAACGGCCUUUACAUGAUGUUGUAUAUAGGCCAGGUGAAAAUCCUGUUACACAGUCUAUUCGCAGGAAGCGUCUGCCAGCUGUGCUCAACAGGAUAGGUAUUAUCUUGGCCAGUCCGUUGAGUGGUCGUAGAAGAGGGGUACGCGAAUCGGUACGUGGGGAUACGCCAAAGCUUUAUUUUACAAGAGAAAACGAGACAGUUCAGCAUGAAUUUUAUGCAACAUUUUGUGAAAGACCAAAUCAACCAUCAACAUCCAGUAACCGUUGCGAUUGUGCGAAUAAGAAACGUGAACCAGCGCGAACUGGAGAUAUAGUUACAACAUGUACAACUUGUGGACCUUAUGGUGUGACGCCAUCAUCAAUGAAUAACGGAUGUGCCACCGAGGUUCCCGAAGGAUCUAAUGGUGCACAGUCUUGUUUUGUACAGAUACGCAAGAAAGAACCACCGCAUCCGAUACGCGUAGCGAAAACAAUCGAUGUGAUUGCGAGAAUCACAUUCCCUACUGCCUUUGCCGUAUUUCUUAUAUUUUUCUUCGUGCAUUAUAACAAAAAUAACUCCACUUAGAGGCAACCAACAAAAAUUCAUACAACGAUUUUAAAUAUUUAAGUAAA
Molecule: messenger RNA, 1875 nt
Organism: Chrysoperla carnea
Lineage: Eukaryota; Metazoa; Arthropoda; Insecta; Neuroptera; Chrysopidae
Gene: pHCl-1
Product: glutamate-gated chloride channel
Exons: 16
Coding region: 215-1828 (537 amino acids)
Biological process (GO): regulation of membrane potential; chemical synaptic transmission; chloride transmembrane transport
Cellular component (GO): membrane; neuron projection; synapse
Molecular function (GO): extracellular ligand-gated monoatomic ion channel activity; neurotransmitter receptor activity; transmembrane signaling receptor activity
Source: RefSeq, a predicted model, not a curated record